Molecule: messenger RNA, 2022 nt
Organism: Phaeodactylum tricornutum CCAP 1055/1
Lineage: Eukaryota; Bacillariophyta; Bacillariophyceae; Surirellales; Neidiaceae
Gene: PEPCK1
Product: phosphoenolpyruvate carboxykinase
Exons: 3
Coding region: 139-1977 (612 amino acids)
Biological process (GO): gluconeogenesis
Cellular component (GO): cytosol
Molecular function (GO): ATP binding; phosphoenolpyruvate carboxykinase (ATP) activity
Source: RefSeq, a predicted model, not a curated record
CAAACGUUCCCUGAUCGCUUAUAAAAAGGAUUCGAAAGAUCAGAUCGAUCAGGUUUCAUCCUUUGGCGUGUUUUUCUCAGCUCAAUACUUCCCCCCUGCUUACGUUAGCACACGAGUAGUCCUCGUUGUCAAAUUAUCAUGUUGUUGACUACUGGAGCUGCCCGCGUCUUUUUGCGCUCGGCGGCCGUCAGCAAAUCUGCCGUCAAGACGUUUGCUGCCCGUGCCGUGUUAGGCUCGGGUCGCUUAAGCUCGCCUUCGUCGUUGUACCACGGAUGCUCAGUCCAGACUUUUACUAGUCUCCCCAACGACGCUUCCACCAGUUGCAAGGAAGGACGGGAAGCUUACAACGUUUCGCAGACACACAAGGGCACGGACGCCUGUCUCAAAGUCGGUAUUGACAAACUCGGGAUCACAGGCCCUUCCACAAUCUACCGCAACUUGAACUACGACGAAAUCUUUGAGCACGAAGUCAAGAACGGCGAAGGCGUUGUGGCCAAGGCCGAAUACGGUGACACAUUUUGCGUCGAUACCGGAAAAUUCACCGGUCGUUCCCCCAAGGACAAGUGGAUUGUAUUGAAUAAGGGAUCCGAGACCGAAGCCAACAUUGACUGGAAUAGUAUCAAUCAGGCAACCAAGCCGGAAGUAUUCGAUGAGCUCUACGACAAAGCCGUCGACUAUUUUAAUCAACGCGAGUCGUGCUACGUCGCGGAUGUCUAUUGUGGAGCCAAUCCAUCCACACGCAAGAAGAUCCGCUUCUUGUUCGACAAGGCCUGGCAGCAGCACUUUGUAACGAAUAUGUUUAUUCGUCCGUCAGACGAGGCGGAGCUAGAUGGGUUCGAUCCUGACUUUACCGUUAUUAAUUGCUGCGCACAGGUAGAUGACGACUGGGAACGCCAUGGUCUCCACAGCGACACUGCUGUAGUCUUCAACAUAGAAAAGAAGACGGCCGUUGUUUUCGGAACCUGGUACGGUGGAGAAAAUAAGAAGGGCAUCUUUUCACUCAUGAACUACUGGUUGCCUAUGCAAGGACAUUUGCCCAUGCACUGUUCCGCCAAUGUUGGCAAGGAAGGUGACGUGGCCUUGUUUUUCGGGCUCAGCGGAACUGGAAAGACCACUCUGUCAGCCGACCCGCACCGCGCUUUAAUUGGUGACGAUGAGCAUGGAUGGGAUCACGAUGGCAUCUUCAACUUUGAAGGUGGCUGCUACGCUAAGACAAUAAACUUGUCUGAAGCGACCGAGCCAGAUAUUUACCGAGCCAUCCACAAGGACGCUCUUCUGGAGAACGUGGCUAUUCGGGACGAUGGAACCCCUGACUACUCGAAUGUCUCCAAGACGGAGAACGGACGUGUCUCGUAUCCAAUUUUCAACAUUCCUGGGUAUCACAAGGAGCAAAUGGCUGGGCAUCCUAGUAACAUCAUCUUUUUGUCCUGUGAUGCAUUUGGCGUAAUGCCUCCUGUGGCUCGUCUGUCUUCCGGGCAGGCCAUGUACCACUUUUUAUCUGGAUACACAGCCAAAGUGGCCGGAACGGAACGUGGAAUCACGGAACCCUCAGCCACAUUCUCGACUUGCUUUGGUGCUGCGUUUAUGACUAUGCACCCGACCGUGUAUGCUGAUUUGUUGCAAGAAAAACUUGACAAACAUGGAUCCCAUGCCUAUCUGGUUAAUUCCGGAUGGUCUGGAGGUGCCUAUGGUACCGGGAAGCGUAUGAGUAUCAAAACGACGCGCACAUGCAUUGAUGCAAUUCUAGAUGGAUCCAUUCACGAUGCAGAAUUUCAAGUGGAUCCUAUCUUUGGCUACGAAGUACCCAAAAGCCUUCCCGGACUGGACGAUCUUCUCUUGGAUCCCAAGUCGACUUGGGAUAACCAGGACGCCUACGACGAAACAGCAGCGAAACUUGCCAAGAUGUACUCCGACAACUUCAAGCAGUAUGAAGGAAAGGGGUCCAUUGACUACACCAAAUUCGGACCCAAGAUAUAAUUACGGAACAAUAAACCGGUCUAUAAAUGGGAGCCUAAUCUAUGA